This is a messenger RNA of Planococcus citri (citrus mealybug), 1171 nucleotides long. RefSeq names its product germinal-center associated nuclear protein. The coding region runs from base 118 to 1164 and encodes 348 amino acids. Gene Ontology annotation, cellular component: spindle; nucleus; centrosome. The transcript has 7 exons. Gene Ontology annotation, biological process: spindle assembly; centrosome duplication. The record is from RefSeq and is a predicted model, not a curated record. Lineage: Eukaryota; Metazoa; Arthropoda; Insecta; Hemiptera; Pseudococcidae.
ACAUGGCCGGCCUAUCAGCAUACCCCCUAUUUCAGUACCCUAAGUACGAAUGUACGAUUCAUUUUCAAAUGAGGAAAAUAAUAUUGAGUAAAUCUUAAAAAAAUUGAAUCAAGAAGUAUGACAGAAGCAGAAGAUGUUGACCGUAUCGAGGCGAAAUGCAUGCAAAUGUGUCCUGCCAGCGAAUGCAUCAAAAGAGAAAAGGAACGACUCAUACACAUCUUGGAGACCGAUCCUCAAAACACCAGUAAGACAAGAAUAGCAGAAAAAUGCCGAAUGAUAAAAUCCUAUCGCAGAUCUGCAGCUGGACAAGAACUCACCAAACCUGAGUUAUUACGACCACCUGCAAUCCUUUUACAAACUCUCGACUAUAUUUUCAACAAUGUAAUACACGACGAUCGAGUAUCCAAAAUAGCUUUAUAUAAUUUCAUCGACGAUAGACUACGUUCGAUCAAACAAGACGGAAUUGUUCAGAGACUAGCACCGGAAACCUGGUUCCAGGUUCUUGUACCCAUAGUUCAUUUCUACGUGUAUUCUGCUUAUACGUUUUGUGAAGAAUCACCGAAUAAUUUUGACCCAAAACUGAAUAACGAUCAGCUCAUAGAUUGUUUAACCAGAUUCAUUAAAUUAUACGAAGAUCAUCCUUCGCCAAAAUAUACCGAUUCUUAUGCAAAAAUAGAAGCUUUGUACUUGAUCGUCAAUUUCGAUAAAGUGGAAAUUAUUAAUCGUGCUGUUCUGCUGGAAUUACCACAUCAAGAUUUUCAAGAUACUGUGAAAUUAGUGCUCAAAAGUUACACGAAUAAUUACUGUGAUGUUUUUCGAUCGCUGCCUUUUAUGUCUUUAUUACCAGCUUGUUUAUUUGUUGCUCUUCAUUUGAAUAAAAUACGAAGACGAGCUUUAGAAACGAUGUCUUUCGCCUACUCGAGUAAAAAAACCGAAUACCCGAUCUCAAAACUGAAACCAGAUUUAUUAUUCAAUUCGUGGGACGAGGCAAUAAAGGAAUGUCAGUUCUACGGAAUCGUCGUCAAUUCCGAAAAUAACGUACAAUUCUCCAAACGCAUACUGAAUUCUGAGGCCAACCCACGAAGAUUACAACACCUAGAUACAAAAUUAGCGAAAAUCUCACUACCAAAUCUUAUACUUGAAAUCGAAAUAAAUAACUUAUAAUUUAUAA